AUGCCCCAACCGGUCUGGAGCGUUGAUCCAGACUUUUGGACGGCGGCCAUUAUCGUGUUCAUCAUACAGACGGCCUUCUUCUCGCUCCGCAUUACGGCGAGAAUGAUAGGGCUGGGAAAAUGGGGCUGGGACGACUGGACGUGUAUUGUGGCCUACGCAAUUCUGGUCGCACAAUUCAUCAUGUGCAUGCUAAUAGGCCACUACGGCGAUUAUAACAACUACUGGACCCUAGACUUUGCCAACCUCCCACCCUUUUGGCGCAUCGACUUUGCCCGCGCAGUCCUGUACGCACUCUGUCUGGGCCUGUGCAAGGCCUCCAUCAUCUGCCUGUACCAGCGCAUCUUCGAAGGGCCCCGGCUGUGGUGGGUCUUCCUGGCCACGCAGCUGUUCAACGCGCUCCUGGCGCUCUCGUACUUUGUGUCGGCCUUCUUCGUCGCGCGGCCCUUCUCGUGCAACUUUGUGCUGGACCUGCCUGCGGACUGCAAGUAUGAUGAUGUCUGGGACGGCAGCGGGGCGUACUCGGCGGUCAACGCGGCGUUUGAUGUGUGGCUGGUUGUGAUUCCCGCCGUGGUCGUGUGGAGGCUGCAGAUGCGGACAGGGAGGAAGGCCAGCGUUGUUGCUGUGUUCGCGACGGGGAUCCUCACGUGUCUGGUCGCUGUUCUGCGCUUCGUGCUGUACCGCUUGCAGGGUGAUCCAGAUACUUCCGAUUACACCUACCAGAGCCUGAUCUGGGCGACCUACUACGCCUACUACGCAGAGCUGACGUCGUGCUUUGCCAUCGCCUGCCUCCCCGCCAUCCGCCAGCUGGUGGGCAAGAAGAUCUGGCCCGUGCUCAAGACGGGCUUCAGCGUGCUGUCGUCGACGUGGUCACGGUCGCGGACACGGACAGGUUCGUCGUCGAUUGUUCUGAGCGCGAGGGACACUGACCCUGCUGCUGGUGGGAGCGGCGGUAAAUGGUUGGCAUCGUCGUCGUCGUCGUCGAAGCGGCAGACGAGGACGACCAUCAUCUCGAGUCCGCUGGAUGGUAGCUUCCAGCACCUCACAAGUCAUCUGCAGGAGAAGGAGGAAGAGACGGAAGUGGCGCCGCCGAGGCUCAAAAGCUCGGGUGAGUCGGUGAGCUAUGCGGUUUGA
Cryphonectria parasitica EP155 is the source of this 1131-nucleotide messenger RNA. RefSeq lists its product as uncharacterized. The transcript has 3 exons. Bases 1 to 1131 code for a protein of 376 amino acids. The record is from RefSeq and is a predicted model, not a curated record. Lineage: Eukaryota; Fungi; Ascomycota; Sordariomycetes; Diaporthales; Cryphonectriaceae.